Messenger RNA from Aspergillus affinis, 1104 nucleotides. Its product is annotated as canalicular multispecific organic anion transporter 1. Lineage: Eukaryota; Fungi; Ascomycota; Eurotiomycetes; Eurotiales; Aspergillaceae. The coding region runs from base 1 to 1104 and encodes 367 amino acids. The record is from RefSeq and is a predicted model, not a curated record. Gene Ontology annotation, cellular component: membrane. The transcript has a single exon. Gene Ontology annotation, molecular function: ATP hydrolysis activity; ABC-type transporter activity; ATP binding. Gene Ontology annotation, biological process: transmembrane transport.
AUGCUUACCUUGUCCGCCUAUCUAGCAAUCAGCUACCCAAUCCUAGGCGCAUUACUAUACCUUGUGCAGAGGUACUAUCUCCAAACGUCGCGGCAGCUCCGAUUACUAGACCUAGAGGCCAAAGGUCCCCUCUACACGCAUUUCCUCGAUACACUUAAAGGAAUCGCCACUCUUAGGGCGUUCGUGUUUAUCUCAGAGGAUAUACAGAAGAACGACCGUUUAAUUGAUUCCAGUCAACGCGCCGCGUAUCUCCUCCCCAUGGUCCAGGAAUGGCUCAGUCUGGUCCUUAAUCUUAUCGUUAUGGUCAUUGCGGCCGUCAUGACUACUCUUGCUGUUCAUUUGCAAUCUAGCUCGGCCUUCGCCGGUGCAUCGAUGUACUCGCUUAUGUCUUUUUGGGAGAGUCUCUCAGGUAUUGUAGUCUACUACACUAGGCUGGAGACCUCUAUCGGUGCGAUUGCUAGACUGAAAGCGUUCAACGACACGGUCACACCUGAGGGUCGUGAAGGGCCAGGGGAGGAAGACAUUAUCCCGGAUGAGAGCUGGCCGGAUCGUGGGCUAGUCGAGUUGCGCGGCGUAUCUGCCCGUUACAAGUCCACUGCCGUGCCUCAGUCUGAAUCUGAGUCUGACGUCGAAUCUGGCCCCGAGACUAACUCUUCUCUGGCGCUAAAUAACAUUCAUCUAACCAUCCAACCCGGAGAAAAGAUCGCCAUCUGUGGCCGCACCGGCAGCGGCAAAUCCAGCCUUCUCGCUCUCCUGCUUAAAAUCCUCGAUCCCCUCUCCUCGUCAACCGAUUGCAAUGACCAAGAACCACCAAUCCUGAUUGAUAACAUCCCCUGCACCGCAUCCACCGGGCGACUCUCCGCCAACGCGUCAUCGCUGUACCCCAGGACGCCGUCUUCCUCCCCGACGGCACUUCCUUCUGCACGAACCUCGACCCGACGAAUACCGCUACCCCCGAGGAAUGCCAGAAAGUCCUCCAAGCAGUCCGACUAUGGCCUUCCGUUCAAGAACGAGAUGGUCUGCAUGCCCCAGUCACGAUGGGGACAUUCAGUGCCGGUCAGAAGCAGCUCUUCUCGUUGGGAUGUGCAGUACUCCGUGCCAUGA